Clunio marinus is the source of this 225-nucleotide messenger RNA. The record is from the annotation of a GenBank genome assembly. Lineage: Eukaryota; Metazoa; Arthropoda; Insecta; Diptera; Chironomidae.
AUGACUUGCGAGAAUUUGAGAGUUUUACCGUUGGCUAGUAGAGCGCAACAUAAAAAAGAGACUUCGACUCAUCGCAAAAAUUACAUCAAUUAUAAACUCAUAUACAUCCGUUCAGUAUACUCUGCUUUUAGAUUUUAUGAUUUUCAAUUCGAGGCUAUACCGAAAUGCACGGGGAAAAUGGGAGAAAUGGUUUUCAAGAAUUUUCAGGUUAGUGAAAAUCCUUAA